AUGGCGGAGAAAUCCAACAAACUGCCGUCGCCCUCUGCAUCCGCCGAAGAAGUGCGCGCCUAUAUAACCCAGCUCCUGGUCACGAAGUACAGCACCCCAGUCGAAAUCGCCGCAAGCCACGCCGCGAAAUGGGAGAUUGGCACAUUCUCGCAACUGUCCAAGGCGUCUCUGCAAAGCCUCUCUGAUAUAUUCAACAGCAAUGUCGGUCUAUGUUUGUACAACGGAGUCCGGGAAGACAUGUGCGACCAUCUCGAGAAGCAGCCAUCGGUGAUUUUUGCCAAGUAUGUUGCCCGGAUCUCUGUUGUGAUUCUGGUAUCCGUCCUGCUGCUCGCGCUUUCUUGGUCACUGGGAUUCCCAAUUCCGAAGGAUGUGGCUCUGUGGGCAAAGUCGCCAUUGCCUUGGUUCUUCUUUAGUGGUGCCAUGGUCUAUUAUGUCUACAAGCACAGCUUCAAGGACUCCUCCGGUGUCGUAUUCCGCGUCAUUCUUAUCUAUGUCGCGCUAAUUGUUGGCGUUUUCUUUUCUAAAGUAUGA
Messenger RNA from Aspergillus versicolor CBS 583.65, 531 nucleotides. RefSeq lists its product as uncharacterized. The record is from RefSeq and is a predicted model, not a curated record. Bases 1 to 531 code for a protein of 176 amino acids. NCBI's taxonomy places the organism in Eukaryota, Fungi, Ascomycota, Eurotiomycetes, Eurotiales, Aspergillaceae. The transcript has 3 exons.